Molecule: messenger RNA, 1908 nt
Organism: Trachymyrmex septentrionalis
Lineage: Eukaryota; Metazoa; Arthropoda; Insecta; Hymenoptera; Formicidae
Gene: tobi
Exons: 6
Coding region: 48-1907 (619 amino acids)
Biological process (GO): carbohydrate metabolic process
Molecular function (GO): hydrolase activity, hydrolyzing O-glycosyl compounds
Source: RefSeq, a predicted model, not a curated record
CGUAAACCGAGGCCGCUUAGUCGUAAAGAGUACUUAUAUAAUGCAAAAUGCAACCAUUAGAAUGGAGCGAAAUGCGUUUAUUAAUAAUACUGAUAUUCCUUACUGCUGCCAGAGGAUUUCAAUAUAUUCUUCAAAAUGGUAGUUUUGAAGUAUUAGACAGAUAUGAUCCUAAUCUGAUAGUCAGCAGGUUCACGACAAAAGAUGGCACGAAGAUGAAUAAUAUCUUCUUCACGAAGAGUAAUCAACUUAUAGAUACUUCAUUCAAGAAAGAUCCCGAUAACGCAUUCCUCAUAAUCACUCGUACACUUUAUGAUCCCAAUGGCGAACUCCUUGAUUGUUUCCAACUUAAUGAUAACACGGAAUGGUUCGGCGGGCCACAGUUUCGCUAUCAGCACUGGCCUAUACAGAAUAUGUACUAUGAAGAAGAGCCAUACUUGCCUACGCAUCCUUCAAACAUGGCAUUAGCCGAGCGUUAUUGGCUGUCCAGCAAAGGGAUUUACAUCUACGUGGACGAUGCAAGCCCACUAUUCCUCGAUCAGAACAAUUAUCGGGAUAAGUACUUAUGCAUGAUCGCCAAGAAUAAAGCGCCCUAUCAGUAUCGCGAUGUCAUCAAUAUCACAUAUACAAUAGGUUUUUUUUCGGAUCCGAAAGCUGCUCAUCAAUACGCAGUAAAAAACCAUUUGGGUAGGCCAACGGGUCACCCCGACAGCCUGAUGGUUAAAUAUCCUAUAUGGUCUACCUGGGCCAGAUACAAGACCAACAUCACCUCGCAAGUGGUAGAGACCUACGCGGAUGAAAUCGUCGCCCAUAGAUUCAACAAUAGUCAAAUCGAGAUUGAUGAUAACUGGGAGACCUGUUACGGCUCCGCCGAGUUUGAUCCCAUCAAGUUUCCUGAUGUCAACGCUCUUACGCAGCGAUUGCAGGAAAAGGGCUUCCGCGUCACUUUGUGGAUACAUCCUUUCAUCAACCGAAAUUGUGAACCCGCAUACUCCACCGCGCUGAAUAACGAUUACUUCGUUAAAAACCAAGAUGGAAACGUUCAAAUGUCGUGGUGGCAAGGUUCAGAUGCCGCCACGAUUGAUUUUACGAAUUCGAACGCUGUGACAUGGUGGACGGAACGCCUGAGUCGUCUUCAGCGAGAUUUAGGCAUCAAUAGCUUUAAGUUCGAUGCCGGCGAGGUGUCCUGGUUACCACAGGUGCCGAAGUUAAAUGAACAGUCUGAGUUGCAGCCAGGUAUAUUCACGGAAGAAUACGUCCGCAAACUCGCAUCAAACUUCCCCCAUAACAUUGAAGUGCGGGUGGGAUGGCGUACUCAGGACUUACCGAUAUUUGUUCGCAUGAUCGACAAGGAUACCAGGUGGACGUGGAACAAUGGUCUACCCACACUGAUCACGACGCUACUACAGAUGAAUCUUAACGGAUACGUCUAUGUGCUGCCAGACAUGAUCGGCGGCAACGGCUACGGAACGGUACCAUCUAAAGACUUAUUCAUCAGAUGGUUGCAGGCCACUGUUUUCAUGCCAUCGAUGCAAUAUUCUUUUGUGCCAUGGGAUUUCGAUGAAGAAACUAUCAAAAUCUGCAGAGAAUAUACCGAAUUGCACACGAAUUACUCGACAGAAAUUAUAAAAGCCAUGCAGCAGACUAUUGAGAAAGGCACUCCUGUAAAUCCACCCAUUUGGUGGAUUGAUCCGUUCAACUCAGAAGCUCACAAGAUUAAUGACGAAUAUCUCCUUGGUGAAUCUAUAUUGGUUGCUCCGAUAGUUGAAGAGGGUGACGAAUAUCGUGAUAUCUACUUACCUAAUGGAACAUGGUUAGAUAUGAAUCGAGGAACCACUUAUAAAGGACCGAAAUGGCUGGAAGGCUAUUAUGCUUCUUUAGACGUACUUCCUUACUUCAAAAAAUUAUAAA